AUGCUAAAUAUCAGAAUAAAGAUACUUAAUAAUGUACUAAGAAAUCAUGCAGGGAUUUUUUAUUUUUCUUUAAUAAAUAAGAAAGAUGUAUCUUACGAUACAUUGGCUGGUAUCCCUUGGAUGAGCCAUAGUCGUAUUACAAAAAUUACGGAGAGAGUGUGUGAGGAAGGUCCAUAUGAUAAAAUAACAUGGGAAAAAUUAAGUGAACGUAUUCAUAAAAUAUCUGAUAGUUUUAAUAUGAAAGAAAUUGGUAGGAUUUUAUAUGCAUAUUCAAAAGUAAGAUAUAGAGAUAUAAGAAUAAUUUAUAAACUUAUUGAACAUAUAAAGAAUAAGGAAAUAUCUAAUAUAGAUUUAUUAUCAUGUGCUCAUGUAUGUCAUGCAUUAAAUAAUUUAAAUUAUGUUGAUAAGAAUUUGUUUGAAAUAUUUUUAAAUAAAAUAAAAAAUAUAAAAAUAAUAGAUAUGAAUAGUGUUAUUAAUUCUAUUGUUAGUAAAAGCAACACUUGUAAUAAUUAUUCCUUUCCUAUUGUUUUAAUUUUAAGUGCUUAUACAAAACAUUGUAAUGAUUCGCAUAUGCGAAAACACUCUCUUGAAUUAUUAAUUUAUUUUUUAGAACAUUUUAAUAAAUAUAAAAAAGAAUGUACACCGCAAGGUUUGGCUAUGUUACUAAAUUCCUUUUCCCAAAUUAUGAAGCCAUCACCUGAAUUUUUUAGAGAAGAACAGGAAGAAUUAAAAAAAAUUUCUGUCGAUGAAUAUAAGAAGGAUCAUUUAUUUAUGAACCAUGAUGAUAAUACUGUUGGCAAACCCUUUAUUAAAAAUAAGCUCAUUCAUAUAAAUUACAAAAAUAAUAAUGUGAGAUCAGAGGAUUGUUUAAAAAUGGAUAAGGCAAAGAAGAAUUUACAAGAAGGUACCUUUGGUGUAGGUGAAUAUGUGAACGUUGUUUCACACGAAAUAACGGAUAAAAAAAAUAACAACAUGAACAAUAAUAAUAAUAAUAAUAAUAAUAAUAAUAAUAAUAACAAUGAUAGUUAUAAUAAUGAUAGUUAUAAUAAUGAUAGUUAUAAUAAUGAUAGUUAUAAUAACAUUUUAAAUAGGUGUGUAAAAGACCCAAAUUACAAUUCAACACAUGAUGAAAAUAUUUGUUCAGAAAGACAUAAAUAUAUAGAUAUGUUAACUAUGAAAGAAAAAAAAGAUGUGCUGAAUAAACUAUUUCUAAUGCUUUUAUUCGAAAUUACAAAAAGAAUCGACAAGAUGAAUACACAAUCGUUAUCAUUAAUUAUCAAUUCCUGUUGUCGUAUUUUUUAUGAAAAGCCGAUUGAAUUUUUACAUAUAAUUAGCGAAGAAAUAAAUAAAAAAUUGCAUCUGACAACAAUUCGACAUCUAUCAUUAAUUAUUAAUGGAUACAUAAAAAUGAAUAUACAUAACCCUAUAUAUAUAGAUAAUAUAUUUAAAGAAAUUCAAAAAAAAAUUUAUUCUUGUGAUGAAAAACAAUUAUGUUUUAUACUAAAUAGUAUGGUAAAAUAUAAAAAUAAAAAUGAAAAUAUAAUAUCUAAUAUAAAUGCUAAAUUUAUUUUAAAUAUAAGAAAAAUGAAUAUAUCUACAUUAUGUAAUAUUUUAUAUUAUUAUACAAAAUUAAACAUUUCUAAUGAUGAUAUUAUAAAUCUAUACCAAAUAUAUUUAAAAAAACUUAUUGACACAGCUAGCAUACAUCAUCUUGCUUUAUCAGCAUAUGUUUUUUCAAAGAAUAAAAUAAAAAAUGAAUUAGUUUAUAUAAUAUUAAAAAAAGCUUUACAUAUAUUACAAAAAGAAAAAACCAUUCAUAUUAUUAAUAAUGAAUAUAUAAUUAAAGACAUUUUAAUUUUAAUCAAUAGUAUGAGUGCUCUUGAUAUAUAUUCAGAAACGUUAGGUACAUACCUUUAUUAUAUAAUUAAUGGUAAUAAAAAUCUUAUUGGUCAAACAAAUAAAAUUGAUGAUCAGCUAAAGGAACAUAAACAAUUUUAUGAUAAAAACGAGGUAGAGGAUACUAAAGAUAUUAAGAAAUCUAUUCUGUUUUUAAAUGAUGAUAUUAAGAAUAAAAUAAGGAGCAAAAAUAUUUAUUUAUCUAUAAAAAGUUUGAUGUUAUAUAAAGAUAAAAUUCAAAAAUGUCAAAUGUGA
Plasmodium reichenowi is the source of this 2151-nucleotide messenger RNA. RefSeq lists its product as hypothetical. The coding region runs from base 1 to 2151 and encodes 716 amino acids. The record is from RefSeq and is a predicted model, not a curated record. The transcript has a single exon. Lineage: Eukaryota; Apicomplexa; Aconoidasida; Haemosporida; Plasmodiidae.